AUGAUUGAAGGCGGCUUUGACAGAUCUGAGAUCCCGAGAAAGAGAGCGCGCGGAGGUGAUAAGAAGCAUGAGAUUCUUCGUUCGCUCUUCUUUUUGCUUAUUGGCACUUUUUGGGCCUUUCAGCGCCGCGAAAAAUGCGAAGCAAAAACAGAAGGGUGCGCCAACUUUGAGCCCGUGUUCCUGGCUCUAGAAAAGAGACCAGCAGCGCGGCACUUCGAACUCAGCUGUUCCGGGGAAAUCUGCUGUUCCCAGGCGGAAGUGGACCAGCUCGUGGCUGAAAUCAGCGAAGUGAUUUUCGACAAAUUCGAGCAGCAGCGCCUCUCCAUUCAAAAUGCUGUUCAGGGACUCAAGCUCUCGAUUAAAUCGCUUCUUCUUCAAUUUGACGCUGAUAUGGAUAAAUUUUUUGCGACAGCGUACGAGCAAUUAUUCUUCCAAAACAGAGUAAUCUUUGAGUCGUUUCAAGCCGACCUCAAGACAGUUUUCGACUCGUCCAAAAGUCCGAAUCCGAAGCUUCCAUUUCGCCGCCUUUUCGCGCGAAUCCGACUUGAGUACCGCGAGUUUCUCGAUUUUCCCGCCCAAAAUUGCCGCUUCCAAAACUCAUCAAAAAGCGAAAUCAACAAAAAGAGAGAAAAAGCGUUUUCUCCUUUUUUAAACCCUUCAUCGAGCAGCUCAAAACCACCCGCACUGUUUUGUGGAAGCUCGAAAAACUGCUCAGAUUUUGGAAAAUUUGGAAGAAAAGGAAAUCCUUCCAUCUGCCGAGUGUCUCGCGCCAAAACGCCUUUGUCCGAUUUGCACGAUGGCAGAGAAAGUCGAUAG
Molecule: messenger RNA, 816 nt
Organism: Oikopleura dioica
Lineage: Eukaryota; Metazoa; Chordata; Appendicularia; Copelata; Oikopleuridae
Source: the annotation of a GenBank genome assembly